AUGGAUUUUCGUAUCGGUCGAACCCGGGCUUCUGGCGUUGACACCUGGACGAAGUCUGUUGAGCCUUCUUCCCCACCUCAGAACCGUGGUACCAUCCUUCCGUUUUGUGACGUUUGUUAUUAUCUUGGUUUCAGCCGUACUCGUGAAGGCAGGAAAGGUCUCGCACGGAAGCUGACAUCGACAUCCCACACGCAUGACGAUCUCCUUCGUCUAAUUGGGUCCUUGGAUGAGCAGACAAAGCCCUCGUGGAUUUUUGAGGCUUUGACACCCUUUAUGGGCGUUAAUUUCCUUAGUUUUUAG
This is a messenger RNA of Aspergillus puulaauensis, 300 nucleotides long. RefSeq lists its product as uncharacterized. The transcript has a single exon. The record is from RefSeq and is a predicted model, not a curated record. Lineage: Eukaryota; Fungi; Ascomycota; Eurotiomycetes; Eurotiales; Aspergillaceae. The coding region runs from base 1 to 300 and encodes 99 amino acids.